AUGCAAAAGGUUGAAGUUGGUGAUGAAGGACCGUUGGGGGAUGAGAUUAGGGAUGAAGAAGUUGAAGAAGUUGUUAUGGAGGAGGUUAGGACUGAAGGUGUCAGGGAUGAAGGGGUUAGGGAUGAAGGGGUUAGGGAUGAAGCUGAUAAUGAGGGGGUUAGGGAUAAAGCUGAUAAUGAGGGGGUUAGGGAUGAUGCUGAUAAUGAGGGGGUUAGGGAUGAUGCUGAUAAUCAGGAUGGUUAUGUUAGUGAAGAAGAUGAGGACUAUGUUGCAAGUGAUGAAGAAAGUGAAGAUGACUCUUAUAUAGGUGUUGAUGGAGCAGAAUGGGAUUGGACAAGUGAAAUACCUGUUGGGGGUGGAAGCAUGAAUGAAACACAAACUAUUGAUGAAGAGUCUGACCAAGAUGAAAGUAACUUACACACUCCUGUUGAGAGUGAUGAUGAAAUUGUUCAGAAAAAGGAAUUUUCUUACUUUCAAAGUUCCUGA
This is a messenger RNA of Vicia villosa (hairy vetch), 486 nucleotides long. RefSeq names its product pre-rRNA-processing protein ESF2-like. The record is from RefSeq and is a predicted model, not a curated record. NCBI's taxonomy places the organism in Eukaryota, Viridiplantae, Streptophyta, Magnoliopsida, Fabales, Fabaceae. Bases 1 to 486 code for a protein of 161 amino acids. The transcript has 2 exons.